Molecule: messenger RNA, 321 nt
Organism: Desarmillaria tabescens
Lineage: Eukaryota; Fungi; Basidiomycota; Agaricomycetes; Agaricales; Physalacriaceae
Exons: 1
Coding region: 29-271 (80 amino acids)
Source: RefSeq, a predicted model, not a curated record
GGCGCGUAUUCAAUCGAUCCUGGUAAGAAUGUUGGCCGUUCAUCCCGCCGCGCAGUCAGCACAUGGUACGGAGGCACAGACAUAUAGUAUGGUGGUCAUAUCGGUCAUACCUUGGUUACCGAUGCGUGUAUCGGCGGUGAGAUUUUCCGUAUUCAGAAUGGCGAAUACUCCGAACCGUGUAACCCACAAAAUAAAGCCUGGUCUCUUUCGUAAGAUGAUUCCAACAGCAUGGGUGGCAAUCGUUACUACGGCCAUCAUUGAGCUUGAUUGAAGUGACCAUCGAUAAGAACAACUGAAUACCAGAGCCAGAUUUCUGGAACA